Molecule: messenger RNA, 783 nt
Organism: Hibiscus syriacus
Lineage: Eukaryota; Viridiplantae; Streptophyta; Magnoliopsida; Malvales; Malvaceae
Product: protein FAR1-RELATED SEQUENCE 4-like
Exons: 1
Coding region: 1-783 (260 amino acids)
Biological process (GO): regulation of DNA-templated transcription
Molecular function (GO): zinc ion binding
Source: RefSeq, a predicted model, not a curated record
AUGAGGGAUGUAUAUUUUGCUGGAUUAUCUACACCUUUACGCUCAGAGAGUUUGAGUUCUUCAUUUGACAAAUAUGUGCAUGGAGAAACUUCUUUGAGGGAAUUUAUAGAGCAGUAUAGAGUAAUUCUUGAGGACAGACAUGAAGAGGAAGCCAAAGCUGAUUUUAAUGCAUGGCAUGAGACUCCAGAGCUGAAGUCUCCUUCACCUUUUGAAAAACAAAUAUCACUCGUAUACACACAUGAAGUCUUCCAGAAAUUCCAAGAUGAGGUUUUAGGGGCUGCUGCUUGUCAUCUUAAAAAGGAAAACGAACCUGCAACAUAUAGUGUUAAGGACUUUGAAGAUAAUAAAAAUUAUAUGGUUGAAUGGAAUGAAUCUAAAUCAGAUAUAUAUUGCUCAUGCCGAUCUUUUGAAUACAAGGGCUACCUCUGUAGACAUGCCAUUGUUGUGCUCCAGAUGUCUGGUGUGUUCAACAUCCCAUCAAAAUAUAUCUUGCAACGGUGGACAAAUGCUGCCUUGAGCAGACGUCCAAUAAGUCAGAAAUUGGAUGAGGUCAAAUCUAAGGUGCGCCGGUACAAUGAUUUGUGUAGACGUGCCAUAAUAUUAAGUGAAGAAGGUUCCCUUUCUCAAGAGAGCUAUAAUCUUGCUCAAUCUGCGUUAAAAGAAGCUCGGAAGCAAUGUGUAAGUGUCAAUAAUUCAGUUGGGAAUGAGGACCAACCUAACACCUUAGUGAUUCAUGCUGAUUCUGGUGUUGGAAGAGUCAGCCAAUGUGUUAAUGCUAUCUAG